Lutra lutra (Eurasian river otter) is the source of this 4846-nucleotide messenger RNA. It is a transcript of the gene PAK5, whose product is annotated as p21 (RAC1) activated kinase 5. The transcript has 11 exons. Gene Ontology annotation, biological process: protein phosphorylation; cytoskeleton organization; apoptotic process. The record is from RefSeq and is a predicted model, not a curated record. Gene Ontology annotation, molecular function: ATP binding; protein serine/threonine kinase activity. NCBI's taxonomy places the organism in Eukaryota, Metazoa, Chordata, Mammalia, Carnivora, Mustelidae. Bases 605 to 2764 code for a protein of 719 amino acids. Gene Ontology annotation, cellular component: cytoplasm.
GCGAAAACCCGGAACAGCUGCGUGCGCUCGUGGAAAGUCCUCCUAGGGGCGAAGCCGGGCAGCUGGGCAUGCUCAGUAGCUGGGGGAGGCUUGGGUGGAGAGUAGAAAGCCGCGGCUCUGCCUCCCACCCCCUCCCUCUGGCCCCCGCCCCCCUUGCACCUACCCAGCCCGUAGUAGUUGCCCGGCGUGCGCCCGCGGAGACCGGGAACAUGGCGCUCCGAGCGAUGUAGCAGCCGCGGAGGGGAAGCGGAGGAGGCGCCGCCGCUGCGCUGACAGCCAGCCGCCAGAUACAAUGUCUCUCACCUGAGUCCAGAUGGACAAGACACUCUUGAAAAGCCCCUCCUACACUAGAAGUCUAUGAAACUGGCACCCCAGAAUAACAGCUCUGCCGCCUUGUAGUUCUAUAUCUGUUAUAUUCAGCACAACUCCCUGAGUUAAGGAGAGAAGAAAUAUACUGUGGCAAAAUGCUUCCACCUCUUGCCAAAAUGAACACUGAAGAAAAAUGAAGAGCACUGAAGAACUCUAACAAAAAGUUGCAGGACAGAAAUAGCCAAACUCCUCUGGAGUCUGAUUCAUCCACAGCCAUCAAAAAAAGGUUUGCAUCAUGUUUGGAAAGAAAAAGAAAAAGAUUGAAAUAUCUGGUCCCUCCAACUUUGAACACAGGGUGCACACCGGUUUUGAUCCGCAAGAACAGAAGUUCACGGGCCUCCCCCAGCAGUGGCACAGCCUCUUAGCGGACACGGCCAACAGGCCGAAGCCCAUGGUGGACCCUUCCUGCAUCACACCCAUCCAGCUGGCGCCCAUGAAGACAAUCGUUAGAGGAACUAAACCGUGCAAGGAAACCUCCAUCAACGGCCUGCUAGAGGACUUUGACAACAUCUCCGUGACUCGCUCCAACUCCCUAAGGAAGGAAAGCCCGCCCACCCCAGACCAGGGAGCCUCCAGCCACGGUCAAGGCCAUCGGGAAGAAAAUGGCUUCAUCACCUUCUCACAGUAUUCCAGCGAAUCUGAUACCACUGCUGAGUACACAACCGAGAAGUAUCGAGAAAAGAGUCUAUAUGGUGAUGACCUGGAUCCAUUUUACAAGAGCAGCCACGUGGCCAAGCAAAACGGGCAUGUUACCAAGACCAAACACGGAGAGGUCCACUAUCCUGAGAUGAAGCCUUGGAAAUCCGAUCUCUCCAGAUUUCCCCUUGAUUAUCACGCACACUUGGACUCACUGAGCAAACCAAGUGAAUACGGCGACCUCAAGUGGGAGUACCAGAGAGCCUCAAGCAGUUCCCCUCUAGAUUACCCAUUCCAGUUCACGCCUUCUAGAACUGCGGGGACCAGUGGGUGCUCCAAGGAGAGCCUAGUGUUCAGCGAAAGCGAGUGGGGACCCAGCCUGGAUGACUAUGAUAGGAGGCCAAAGUCGUCCUACCUGCAUCAGACCAGCCCUCAGCCCACCAUGCGGCAGAGGUCCAGGUCAGGCUCAGGGCUCCAGGAACCCAUGAUGCCCUUCGGAGGAAGUGCAUUUAAAACCCACCCCCAAGGACACUCAUACAACUCCUACACCUACCCUCGCUUGUCCGAGCCCACAAUGUGCAUUCCAAAGGUGGAUUACGAUCGAGCACAGAUGGUCCUCAGCCCUCCACUGUCAGGGUCUGACACCUACCCCAGGGGCCCCGCCAAACUACCUCAAAGUCAAAGCAAAGCAGGCUAUUCCUCAAGCAGCCACCAGUACCCAUCUGGGUACCACAAGGCCACCCUGUACCACCACCCCUCCCUGCAGACCAGUUCCCAGUACAUCUCCACGGCUUCUUACCUGAGCUCCCUGAGUAUCUCAUCCAGCACCUAUCCCCCACCCAGCUGGGGCUCCUCUUCAGACCAGCAGCCCUCCAGGGUGUCCCACGAACAGUUUCGGGCUGCUCUACAGCUGGUGGUCAGCCCAGGAGACCCCAGGGAAUAUUUGGACAACUUUAUCAAGAUCGGAGAAGGGUCCACCGGCAUCGUGUGCAUCGCAACCGAGAAACAUACAGGGAAACAAGUCGCCGUGAAGAAGAUGGACCUCCGGAAGCAACAGAGGCGGGAACUACUUUUUAAUGAGGUUGUGAUAAUGCGGGAUUACCACCAUGACAACGUGGUUGACAUGUACAACAGCUACCUUGUCGGCGAUGAGCUCUGGGUGGUCAUGGAAUUUCUAGAAGGUGGUGCCUUGACAGACAUUGUCACUCAUACCAGAAUGAAUGAAGAACAGAUAGCUACCGUCUGUCUAUCAGUUCUAAGAGCUCUCUCCUACCUUCACAAUCAAGGAGUGAUUCACAGGGACAUAAAGAGUGACUCCAUCCUCCUGACAAGUGAUGGCCGGAUAAAGUUAUCGGACUUUGGUUUUUGUGCUCAAGUUUCUAAAGAGGUGCCCAAGAGGAAAUCACUGGUUGGCACUCCCUACUGGAUGGCACCCGAGGUGAUUUCUAGGCUACCUUAUGGGACAGAGGUAGAUAUCUGGUCCCUCGGGAUCAUGGUGAUAGAAAUGAUCGAUGGCGAACCGCCCUACUUCAAUGAGCCUCCCCUCCAGGCCAUGCGGAGGAUUCGGGACAGUUUACCUCCAAGAGUGAAGGACCUACACAAGGUUUCUUCAGUGCUCCGGGGAUUCCUAGACCUGAUGCUGGUGAGGGAACCCUCCCAAAGAGCCACAGCCCAGGAACUCCUUGGACAUCCAUUCUUGAAACUGGCAGGUCCGCCAUCUUGCAUCGUUCCCCUUAUGAGACAAUACAGACAUCACUGAGUAGAGGAUUCUACUGGUGGAAUCAAGGUGGAAGAGCUAGAUGAGGACAUGACAAUAAUUCAGGAGAACGUGAGGAACAUGAAAAAGGCCUGUGUACUCGAACCAGCUGAUCGGUGGGACAAUGUGAUGACAGGCAGGGUUCAACAGACCAGGGCAUCUUCUUGUGUCUUAAAACAGGCAUCUCUCCACUGACAGCUGGCGUGGUCAUUUGGAACACGGCUUUAAUAGUCAUUAUUAUAUUUUUCAGCCCUUCAUCCAGCAAAUCAGAAGGACUCAGUACAAACUCCGUUACGACAUAUCCUAGCCACAUGCAGGGUAAUGCAUAGGAUUUUCUAUAUUGAAAGAAUAAUUUUCUGGCAAAAAAAAAAAAAGAAAGGAAAACAAAAAGCACUUUUUUCUUAAUGGUAGCAGUGUAAUGUAUUUUGCAAUGAAUUUGUAAUUUUUCUGUACAAUAGUUUUGAUAAUUUAUAGUACUUUGAUGUCAUGUAGCCAUAGUAUCAGUUGAAGUAAUACCUGUUUACUAGCAAGAGUUUGAACAAAGCCUUUCCUACUUUUUUAUCCCUUUCAGAGAACCAACGAUUCUUUAGGAACUUUGAAUACUGAAUGAUUCUCAAUCACCGUCAGCUUUAGUAGAAUAUCUUUCUUAUCUUAACAAGUGUCUUAUGUGAUGGAGGAAGAUUUAAGAGUGAUGGUGAUGGAGGUGCACAUUUCAUUUAUCCAACCAAAAAUAACAAAAUUGGAGCCACAGUAAGCCACCAAGCCACUCCUUGGGAUAAAGCUUAAUCUUUGGAAAAUUCAAAUUUUCCUUCAAGGCUAUUAAUUGCAGACCAGUGUUUGCACAGCAGGGUGUUCCCCUUCCCCAUGCCCUCUCUCCAGUGGGUGUGAUAUUCCCCCUCCCCAAGCGUGGCCACAUUUCUCACCAAGGAAACAGUUUUCAGUGCUAGGAUCAUUGGACCCAGUUCCCCAAACUGAAUGUUGAAGGAAGACUGAGAAUUCCAGUCUCACCAAGGGAAAGGAGAGAGAACAGGGCAAGAUGUUUGGUUUUGUUUGUCACUGUUUUGAAAACUCUGUAUGCUAGCACACCAAACUCUUGUCUGUAUUUACCUUCGUACCGCAGUAUUAAUUGCUAUUGUUCCUGUAUCGUGCUGGAAGUCAGAACUGACUUUAGAGGAUGAAUUAGGAAAGGGGUAUUUUACCAGGUGUGUUCUGACUUCAGUUGUGACCCUGUUAUAAUGUGUUUCCGACAUAGGGGAGUUGUGCUGCUGACUAGAUCUUCUUGAAUGUUGAUAAAAAUGAAUGACUACUACAAUACAUUUUGUGUUGCUUGUUGGAUGAAUUUGCAUGUUAACUGUAGGCCAAUAUAGAUUUGCCUUUAAAAACUCUGGAAGAGCUACAUAGUCAUCAUUAGUUUCUAUUAAUUAUGCAUCAGAAAAAAAAAAAAAGCCAUUUGUUACCAAACUGGAAAACCAGAGGCUUUUCUUAAUGACUUCAACAUACUGUAACAAAUAGGAAUUUAAAUUCGUGAAAAUUCUCUGGUUGGUCUAAGCAUAAUUAAGAAUUUUUGUAAUGAAUAGGUUGCUAAUUAUUUAUUAUAGCUAAAAAGAAAAAAAAAGGCAUAAAAUGACCUUCUACAGAUUAGAUUAUUUUUUCCCCCAAACUGGAAAUGUCUCACCAUGAAUAGGAUCUAUAAUUUUGUUUCAUAAAACACAACAAAUCAAUGUUUUAUGUAAAAUAUUAAAAUAUUAAUAUAAAAUGUAUGAAUAAAAAUCUAAAUCCAGAAAAUGGCCGUCCUAAAAGUUCAUGAACAUAUUAUAUUAAUUUAACCAGGACUAUGUAGAAGUAGAAAGAAAAAGAAAAUCUUUUUUUAACCAGAUCAAAUAUUAAAAACCAUUGCAGAAAAUUAUGGAUUUUGGAUUCCAAACAUUUUCAACAGUGUAAUGGAAAUUUUUCUGUAAUUUUCUUAUCACUGGGUAUUUUAUAAAUAUUCAUUGAGUUUAACAAAAGUUACUGUAGCUUAAAAGGUUUUGUGAGCACUAACUAUUGGCAGAAACUGCACUUGCAAAUAAAAAUAAAUGUUUGCCU